AUGGUUCUUAGGAGUCACCCUUUCCCCAGGCAAGAGAGACCCCAAGGGAGAGCCCCAAGGGCAGCUCCCGAGAGCCCUAGAGAUCCCAGCACUUGUGCACCCUCUGAGAACAGAGAUUCUGGUUCUGCCCCUGAAGGGGCCGCCCCCAGCCUAGAGGUCAGGAAUGGCUCCUCAGGGGCAGACACAGAGGCUGGACGUCGGCAGCAGCAGAGCCGCUUGGAGACCAAGGAGGCUCCCACCCCAGAGCCUCCCUCAGGUCCGAGAGGAGAUGCAGUCGAGGAGAAGCGUGCAGAAGACCCUCUGUUGCCCGGAGCUGCAAUGCCCGGGGCCCCAUCACCGCGCCCUGAGCGGAGGCAGCCUGGCCCCCAACCCUCCCCCACUGGGAGGGGCGGCUCACAGCCGGUCCCGCCACCGCGGAAACGCAGCGCGGGUGAAAGAGCAGAGAGCUCCGAGCGCGGUGUCCGCCAGGCUGUGCCCGCGAGGCGCCAGGGAGAGGCUCCAGGGGAGAAGCCCCGCCCUGCAGGCAGCGGGAUAGUAGUCCCAGGAAAGCAGAAAGAGGCCCGCAAGCUCAUGGUGCUUCUGCAGAGGCCGGGGAGCGGGGGGGAGGUGGAGGGGCCCCGGAAGCCCAGCUCCCUAGCCCGCGAGCCGGCUUCGGCAGCAGCUCUACGACAACGCCUGGACCUGGGCAACUGCCUGGACGUCCUGGCCUUCGCCCAGCGGCACGCGGAGCCCGGCCUGCUGCAGGAGACAUAUUCCUUGAUGAGCGACAAUCUGCUGCACGUGCUGGGAGACCCGAACCUCUACCGGCAGCUGAGCGGGGCGGACCGAGAGCGCAUCCUGAGCCUUCGGACUGGCCGGGGCCAGGCGGUGCUGGGGGUCCUCGUGCUGCCCAGCCUCUACCGGGUGAGCCGCUCAGGGCUCACCAGGGGCCCUUGUGGGGAGGAGGCUCCUACUCCGGGGCCUGCACCCCUGCCUCCCCGCACGCACCUGCACGUGUUCAACCCCCGAGAAAACACCUGGCGGCCCCUGACUCAGGUGCCGGAGGAGGCCCCGCUGCGAGGCUGUGGUCUCUGCACCAUGCACAACUACCUAUUCCUGGCGGGGGGCAUCCGUGGCUCCGGGGCCAAGGCCGUCUGCUCCAACGAGGUCUUCUGCUACAACCCACUGACCAACGUCUGGAGCCAGGUGAGGCCCAUGCAGCAGGCCCGUGCCCAGCUCAAGCUGGUGGCUCUGGACGGACUGCUUUACGCCAUCGGUGGCGAGUGCUUGUACAGCAUGGAGCGUUACGAUCCGCGCACGGACGCCUGGACCUCACGCGCGCCCCUCCCUGCGGGCACCUUCCCUGUGGCCCAUGAGGCUGUGGCCUGCCGUGGGGACAUCUACGUCACCGGGGGCCACCUCUUCUACCGCUUGCUGAGGUACAGCCCUGGGAAGGAUGCGUGGGAUGAGUGCCCCUACAGCGCCAGCCACCGGCGUUCCAGCGACAUGGUGGCGUUGGGAGCCUUCCUUUACCGCUUCGACCUGCUGCGGGGCGUGGGCGCUGCGGUGAUGCGCUACAACACCGUGACCGGCUCCUGGAGCCGGGCGGCCUCCUUGCCGCUGCCCGACCCGGCCCCACUCCACUGCACCGCGCUGGGCAACACCAUUUACUGCCUCAACCACCAGGUCACGGCCACCUUUACGGUCUCCGAGGGGACUGCCCAGUUCCAGGCCAGGGAGCUGCAGCCCUUUGCUCUGGGGAAUAAGGGGGUCCUCUCUCCAUUCAUCCUGACUCUGCCUGCCACCGACCCACUGCAGACUGCCCUCUGA
Odobenus rosmarus divergens (Pacific walrus) is the source of this 1809-nucleotide messenger RNA. RefSeq names its product kelch domain containing 7B (gene KLHDC7B). The coding region runs from base 1 to 1809 and encodes 602 amino acids. Gene Ontology annotation, molecular function: protein binding. The record is from RefSeq and is a predicted model, not a curated record. NCBI's taxonomy places the organism in Eukaryota, Metazoa, Chordata, Mammalia, Carnivora, Odobenidae. The transcript has a single exon.